This is a messenger RNA of Anastrepha ludens (Mexican fruit fly), 387 nucleotides long. RefSeq lists its product as uncharacterized. The transcript is spliced from 2 exons. Lineage: Eukaryota; Metazoa; Arthropoda; Insecta; Diptera; Tephritidae. The record is from RefSeq and is a predicted model, not a curated record. The coding region runs from base 1 to 387 and encodes 128 amino acids.
AUGAAUGAAGAGCAAAUCAAACUACUUUUGGAGGAAGAAAAUUCGACUUCUGAUUAUGAGGAUGAAAAUGACAGCAACGUUGAAGACUUUGUUGCAGGAGAUGUAGAAAGUUAUGAUACCGAGCAAGAAGAUGAUGAAGAAUACGACGAGGAGUUGAAUGAGAUAGAUGAUAGAAAAUUUAUGUCUUGCGUUAAUGAUGAUGAAUAUUCGCAGAUAGUACAGAUGGCGCAUUCAUUGGGCGGAGAAGGUUUUGGUGAUUUUACUGAUGAUGAUAUCGCAGAGUUAAUGGCUGAUAAAGAGUUAAUGGCUGAUAAAGAACUAAGUGAGGAUGAUUUAGUUAACUUAAUUUGCGAAAGUGAGUCUGACAAAUCUGAUAAAGAGGAUUAG